AUGGGUAGCAUUAACAGGAGGGUGUCGCAAAAGAUGAGCUUUCCUGAGGGAUAUGAGAGGAAGAGGACUGUGACGAAGAUGGUUCGCUCUGAAUGGAGGGUUAAGGGAGCGAAGGGGGAACUCUUAGAUGAGAAUAGUACUACUUCUGGAAGUGCUCCUCGUCGAACUGUUAUUCCAUUUCCAAAUACUAUUGAGGAAGCUGUGACCUCUCCUAUAACCACAGUCAUGAUUCGGAACGUCCCAAACCAAUACAAGUUGGACGACUUGCUACUCAUGAUGGACGACCAUUGUUGGCAACAAAACAAGACUAUUGAGGAUCCCGCGGAUUGGUCUAAGUUUGAUUUCAUUUAUUUGCCCAUGGAUUACAGGAAACAUGCAAUAGAAGGAAGGAUGUCGAAUUUGGGAUAUGCCUUUGUGAACUUUACAACUCCUUCUGCAGCAUUCAAGUUCUACGAGCAGUUCCAAGGACUCGUGUGGAAUGUCACCGAGAAUCAGAAGAUAUGCGAGAUCAAUGCAGCCCUAUAUCAGGGCAAAGAUACCUUGAUGAGGAUUUUCCGCCAAAAAGUUUUCCAAUGUAAGAGUCGAGAUUUUCUUCCUGUUGUAUUCUCAGAAGCCCGUGACGGCUUGAAUCGCCAAAUUGAGGGAACCCCUGUUGGGAAGCAUGUACCGGGUCUGCCUCGAAGAAGCAUAGGAACCCGUGCAUAUUUCCAAAACCAUUGA
Gastrolobium bilobum is the source of this 720-nucleotide messenger RNA. RefSeq names its product protein terminal ear1 homolog. Gene Ontology annotation, molecular function: nucleic acid binding. The coding region runs from base 1 to 720 and encodes 239 amino acids. The transcript is spliced from 4 exons. The record is from RefSeq and is a predicted model, not a curated record. Lineage: Eukaryota; Viridiplantae; Streptophyta; Magnoliopsida; Fabales; Fabaceae.